AUGCCCCUUCCCCACAGCCUCCCUUGUUCACCAUACUUCUACGCCAUCGCCUACGAUGAUGCUGGUAUUUCGGACCUAUCCGCGUCUCGGCAGCUGAAGCGUCCCCUGGCCGUUGGCGCAAGAGGCUAUGCUGACCCUGAGCGAUGCUCCGGUACGUGUUUUGCGCAUGACCCAGGACUUAUCCAACGGUCCUCCGACGGGGUCCACUUUCGCUUCAACACGGAUACGUACAUUGAUAUUAUGAAAUCCGAUUCGCUUUCUGGUCCAUGGGAAACCAUUGGAAAUGUGCUUCCAAGUGGCACUGUAGUGAAUAUGACAGAUGUUACGGCUUUAUGGGCACCCAUGAUCAUCGAGAACGAUGGCACGUACAUUUUAUACUACAGCGUAUCUACCCCUGCAAGCCAGGACUCAGUUAUUGGAUACGCAACCAGCACGACCAUGGAGAGCGGCACUUGGGUCGAUCAUGGAUCAACGGGUGUAGAAUCGACGUCCGACGCUUCAUAUAACGCCAUCGAUCCUACUAUGAUUCUGGUCGACGGAACAUAUUUUAUGUCGUUUGGAUCCUACUGGGAUGACAUCCAGCAAGUAACCUUCAACUCGAAUGCAACGACUGUUACAGGAGAUCCAUACCAGACCAUCUACCAACCAUCUGGGAUUCACGAUGUUGAGGCCAGCUUUCCCUUUCAGUACGGGAGUUACUUCUACAUGUUCUGGAGCGAGGGGCAAGCCAACGACUAUGAUGUGUCACUACCCACCGAGGGAGGAGAAUAUAAAAUUCGCGUGUGCCGGAGCACCGCUAUCGGUGGACCUUAUGCGGACCAGAACGGGACCAGCUGCCUGGAAGGCGGCGGUAACACUGUGCUUGAGAGCCAUGGGGAUGUGUACGGGCCUGGUGGCCAGGGAGUCCUGGAUGACCCAACGUAUGGACCGAUUCUGUACUACAGAUAUGUCAACACAACAAUAGGUUAUGCUGUCAGCGACUACCAGUGGGGGUGGAAUGUUAUUGAUUGGGUUGAUGAUUGGCCAACAAUAUGA
Molecule: messenger RNA, 1035 nt
Organism: Diaporthe amygdali
Lineage: Eukaryota; Fungi; Ascomycota; Sordariomycetes; Diaporthales; Diaporthaceae
Exons: 6
Coding region: 1-1035 (344 amino acids)
Biological process (GO): carbohydrate metabolic process
Molecular function (GO): arabinan endo-1,5-alpha-L-arabinosidase activity
Source: RefSeq, a predicted model, not a curated record